This is a messenger RNA of Vicia villosa (hairy vetch), 939 nucleotides long. RefSeq names its product heat shock 22 kDa protein, mitochondrial-like. The transcript has 2 exons. The record is from RefSeq and is a predicted model, not a curated record. NCBI's taxonomy places the organism in Eukaryota, Viridiplantae, Streptophyta, Magnoliopsida, Fabales, Fabaceae. The coding region runs from base 161 to 772 and encodes 203 amino acids.
UUUACUAGACCGGAAUACUCAGCUCUGGAGCCUUCUCCACAUUUUUCCAGAACCUUCUACUCCCUCCCUUUCUCUUCUUCAAAUAUAACCACCGCUAACAGAAUUUGCACCAUUCAUUCUCUACUCUCUUAAACAAUCUUCUCUCCCAAUUGUAACCCCAAUGGCUUCCUCUCUUGCACUCAAGCGAUUUUUCUCCUCCCCCCUUCUUUCAAGGUCUCUUCUCCUUCGCCCCGUCGCAUCUUCCGCUUGCCGAUCUUUCAACACCAACGCCAUGCGCCACUACGAUCAACACUCCGAUGAUGACCGUAAAGUUGAUGUUGAUCGCCGCUCCUUCCCCCGCACUCGCCGCGAUGAUCUUCUUCUCUCAGAUGUGUUCGAUCCGUUUUCUCCACCACGGAGCUUAAGUCAAGUCCUAAACAUGGUGGAUUUACUGACGGACAAUCCGGUCCUUUCUUCUGCUUCGCGUCGCGGUUGGAAUGCGAGAGAGACAGAGGAUGCUCUGCUUCUCCGUUUGGAUAUGCCUGGACUCGGUAAAGAAGAUGUCAAGAUCUCCGUGGAACAGAACACUCUUACCAUUAAAGGUGAAGAAGGUUCUAAAGAAAGUGAAGAGGAAGAAAGUGGUCGUCGAUUCUCUAGCAGAAUCGAUUUACCAGAAAAACUUUACAAGAUUGAUGAGAUUAAAGCUGAGAUGAAAAACGGCGUGCUCAAGGUUAUUGUGCCCAAAAUGAAGGAACAAGAAAGGAACAAUGUCAUUAACGUCAAGGUUGAUUAGAAUAAUAUCACAUUUUACUCGUUUUUCUUUUUGUACAAGCUCUUGAAUCUAGAUUUUGAUGGAUCUAGAAUUGAACACUUCAAUAUUUUCUUGUUCGCUAUUGUUAAUUACGUCAUGUUUUCACUUUGAAACUGCGUGAUGAAAUGAAAUCUAAUAUGCUUCUUCUA